UAGUCCCUUAAUGUUGAUGACUCUGUAUGUAACGUAUUUCGUUAAUAGAAGCAUCUGUAGAGGGAUUGUCUGUUUCGCGUCUCUUGCAUUGACCAGCACAGAGGCCGGGAGGCUGAGCCGAUUGUGCAAGCAGUUUCUUGCCUCACGAUUCAGUGUCAACAUGAUCGUCAUGGCGGAGUCCAAGAAAAUGAUGAGCGUGCAGAAGUUUAUGGAGGCAAUCAGCUAUGUGUAUCUCAGCAACCACCCAUCACCCUAUCUGAAAAAGCCCAUUGUGCCCCAAGUGCGACUCGAGAGGCUACCACACCGCACCAUUGAGAAGUACACAAAGAGGCAACAAAGGCAUAAAAGCAAAUCAUCCAAACCUGCCAUCUCAAGUCUGAACUCUUCCACAAAAAAAGCAUCACAAAAAUACAGGAUCAUUAGCUGCCCCUCCAUCACAUCCCAAAAUGUCCCUUAACCUUCCACUGACAGAGAAUCAGAACAUUAGUUUAAACAACAGAAAAG
Molecule: messenger RNA, 504 nt
Organism: Penaeus monodon (black tiger shrimp)
Lineage: Eukaryota; Metazoa; Arthropoda; Malacostraca; Decapoda; Penaeidae
Exons: 3
Coding region: 11-457 (148 amino acids)
Source: RefSeq, a predicted model, not a curated record